AUGGCCUCCGCAGCUGUCCAACUUCCCGGCACUCAUGAUGCGCUCCAAACUAAGAACCUCUCCGUCCCUGUCUCGGACAAGCGUCGUCACGUCCAGACUACGUUGAACUUUUUCAAAGAGAAUGAAGAUGGCUCGCCUCCAGAGCCGAGUAUCGUCGGCAAGCCUGAAACCUACGAUCGUCCUGUCAUCUCACUGCCCGUCACCAUCCACGAUGUCAGCGGUCAUGAGCUCGACUAUGCCUUGGACAACCAGGGGUUUCAGUUCUAUUACCACGAAAGCAGCGAGAAGGAUUUCCAUGAUGAAGAAAGAAUAAAGAAGGAGUAUUAUCCUGAAACAGAGCAGUUGCUGAAAGAUGCCACGGGAGCCUCCCGCGUCUUCAUCUUCGACCACACCAUCCGCCGAGCCCCAUCAGACGGAACAACGGCAUCGCAGCUGCGCGGCCCAGUCCAACGCGUGCACAUCGACCAAUCCUACAUCGCAUCAACAAACCGAGUCUCUUACCACCUCCCCGACGAAGCACCCGAGCUUCUCAAGGGGCGCUACCAAAUCAUCAACGUGUGGCGUCCGAUCCGCACGAUCCUGAAAGACCCGCUCGCUGUGGCCGAUGCCCACUCGGUCCCCGACAGCGAUCUCGUCCCGGUGAAGCUGAUCUACCCCAACCGCGAGGGAGAGACUUAUGCAGUGAAGCCGGAUCCCAAUAUCAAGUGGUACUACCGCUACGGGCAAACCCCGGAGCUGGUGACUCUCAUCAAAUGCUUUGAUUCCAAGACGGAUGGGAGGGCUCGGCGCGUGCCGCACUCGGCGUUUGUAAAUCCGGAGACAGAGCAGGAGCUUGGACGGGAGAGUAUUGAGGUUCGAGCGUUGGUUUUUCAUCCAGAUGACCGGGAUAAGAUGUUGUAUGAGCUGGCGACGUGGAUUUUAUGA
This is a messenger RNA of Penicillium alfredii, 924 nucleotides long. RefSeq lists its product as uncharacterized. The record is from RefSeq and is a predicted model, not a curated record. Bases 1 to 924 code for a protein of 307 amino acids. Gene Ontology annotation, molecular function: oxidoreductase activity. Lineage: Eukaryota; Fungi; Ascomycota; Eurotiomycetes; Eurotiales; Aspergillaceae. The transcript has 2 exons.